Fusarium tjaetaba is the source of this 1230-nucleotide messenger RNA. RefSeq names its product necrosis-inducing. The transcript is spliced from 2 exons. The record is from RefSeq and is a predicted model, not a curated record. Lineage: Eukaryota; Fungi; Ascomycota; Sordariomycetes; Hypocreales; Nectriaceae. The coding region runs from base 1 to 1230 and encodes 409 amino acids.
AUGCAUAUCCCAUCCCUCCUCCUUUCCAUCCUUGGAGUAGUCUCCAUUGCUACGGCAUUCCCCAGCCGAAUCUCAAAACCAGGGCAGCUGUCGCAGAAACUCGAUGCAAAUGCAGAUGAAGACAGUCUUCGGUACCAACCAGCCUUCUACUUUGACAAGGGAAAUUGUUUUCGCCGCAAGGCUAUCGAUAAUAAUGGUACCGAAAACACCCGUGUACCAAAUGGGGCCCAUUGCUUUCAGAAAUCUCUACUAUCCAAAAGAAAGGUCUACACGAGGAAGCGCUGCAACAACGAUUGGUGCGCAUACAUGUAUGAGUACGACCUUGCAUGGAGCUUCCCGUGGUACCACGGACCCCGCUGGGAAAACAUAGUGGUCUUUGUCAAAAACAACACCGUCCAGCACGUUGCAGCUUCAGAAAAAGGAGAAUACAUUGGCAGGGACAAGCCCCACCUACAAGAGGGCCAUCCUCUGAUGCUAAAUUAUGCGCCUGUUUCCCAGCUGCGUACUGUCUUUCGGUUUGCCAACAAGGGGCACGUGGAGAAGAUUAGGAAGGAUGUUGGGGAAUGGGUUAUCGUAGAUCUAGUUGAUUGGGAUAGGUCCCCUACACCAGAGCCGAGGAGGGGGGGAACGUUCCAUUUGGCAGAUGAGCACUUUACGGAGACUUUGUACGAGGCAGCUGGGGAAUGUGUUCCUGGAUUUGAUUGUGGGAAAGUUGAAACGAAGGAUUUGCACAAGGAAAAGCAGAAGGAAAAGGUGAAGGCCAAGGACAAGCCUGAAGUGGAGGAGAAGGACUCGGAGAAGAAGUUCGAUAUCAAGGAGAAUGUAAAGGGUAAGGACAAGCUUGAAGCGGAAGAGGAGGACGAAAAGAUUGAGAAAGGUCCGGAGGAGAUGGAGUUUGUGAAAUUCGAUCCUGAGGGGGACCAGCAUGACAAGAAGGAUAAGGAAGAUGACGAGAAGGAAGAGAAGAAGGAGAAUAAAUUUGACAUCAAGGAGCAGAAGGAUAACAAGGAUGACAAGAAGGAGGAGAACCAAUCUGAUAUCAAGGAGCAGAAGGAUAAUAAGGAUGACAAGAAGGAGGGGGAGAACCAAUUUGAUAUUAAGGAGCAGAAGGAUAACAAGGAUGACAAGAAGGACGACAAGAAGGACGACAAGAAGGACGACAAGAAGGACGACAAGAAGGAGGAGGGGAACAAAUUUGACAUCAAGAAGCAGAAGGAUGAAGACAAAUAG